AAAAGAAUGUCUGAAAAUGGCAGUAUUGUAAAUACAUUCGGUAGAAAAGGGUCAUUAGAACAGAAGAACAGCGGCUGGUAUUUUCAUGAGAAGGUGGACGAAAAUGAAAUGUGCAAGCAGACUAUCUUAUCCUUCUUAAUACCCACCCUGAUCAUUGCAGCAGCCGGAAACCUAAGCAAGAAGAAUCCCACAGGAUGAUUUUGAUUGGCUGCGAACUACAAAUGAAAAAGUCCAACAACACUUCCACCACAAGACCAACAUUCAAAGAUCUCAAUCACUCAUUCAUAUGAAUGGGAAAUGAAAAACUUGUCAUCCCACUGCUCUCCCCUCCAAAACCAACGACAGCUGCCGAAUCCCCGAACCCCAGGAUCAAGACAAGAAGAAGAAAAAGAAAGAAAAGAACAAGACGACGUCGAAAAUCAUUUACAUGAAGUGGAGGAUGAUAGUGAAGCCAGGUGCGAGUGGGAUUUCAAUCUCGCCACCGUUGUUUCUUCUUCCAGCUCCUCCUCCUCGAUCGGCGGAGCUGCUUCCGAUACACUGGGAGUCAUAGAAUUUGACCCUUGUGAUCGGUUAUUGGCCACCGGCGGCAUCUCAAGAAAAAUUCGUAUAUACCGCACCGCGUCUUUGUUGCCCCACGAAGGAUUAAGUUCGUCGUAUGAACAAGUUGCGACGGCCGCGCUAGACCACGCCAAUGCAUGCGACUUCUACAUUUGUACCCCGGCUAAGCUUAGCAGCCUCCGGUGGAAACCGGGGUCGGGCGGAGGUGUGCUGGGGUCGGCGGACUACGACGGGGUAGUAAUGGAGUAUGACCUGGAGAGAAGGUUGCCGGUGUUCGAGCGGGACGAACAUGGGGGCAGGCGGGUAUGGAGCAUGGACUACUCCCCCUCUGAUCCAGUGGUGGGUGCGUCAGGGUCGGACGAUGGCACCAUGCAGGUGUGGGACCCACGGUGCGAGGGAGGGGAGUGCUUGGGGGUGGUGCAGCCCAGCGCGGGGAGGAGCCCAGUGUGUUGCGUGGAAUUCAAUCCAUUCGGUGGCUGCCUGGUCGCCGCAGGAUGUGCUGACCGAAGGGUGUACGGUUACGAUGUGAGGAGGAUGGGGGACCCGGUCCUGGUUUUAGACGGGCAUCAGAGAUCCGUGACCUACAUCAGAUUCCUGGAUCGCCACACAAUGGUGACAGCCGGCAUUGAUGGGUGCUUGAAGACGUGGCACACUGCAGAUCAUCGGCUUAUUCGGACGUACACGGGACACGUCAACGCCAGGAGAUUCGUCGGGUUAUCCGUUUGGAGGGGCGGCGGGCUGCUUAGCUGUGGCUCCGAGGACAAUCAAGUUGUUGUCUACGAUAAGAGAUGGGGCUCGCCUGUUUGGGUCAAGAGAUUCGAGCCAUCCUCUGCUGGAGCUCCGGCUCCAGGUCGAGCUGAAUAUUCCGGGGGGGAAUAUUGCGAGCCUACAGGUGCAGGGUUUGUGAGCAGCGUAUGCUGGAGGCAAAUGGGAGAAGACCAAUGCACACUCGUCGCCGGCGGCUCAGACGGGGUCCUGCAAGUUUUUAGCGGUAGCAGAAGAAGAAUAAGCCAAUAAUAAGGUGAUUCUUCUUAUAGAGUAUUACUCCUACGAAUUGACUCGUGUUUCUAACGUCCGCUAAUUACUUCUCACACAAGAUGCUAAUGCGAUGUUUUUUGUAGUAGAAUAUUUACAUCAAACUCAGCAAAUCUUGAGGGGUAUAUCGUGCUAUUGUCUUCGUGAUGAUUUUUAUGCUGAAUAUACAGUCUUAAUUCUUGAUGUAUUUUACGUGCUCAUUUCCUUCUACCAAUAUACUUGACAACAAUAUUGAUCCAGA
Molecule: messenger RNA, 1834 nt
Organism: Coffea eugenioides
Lineage: Eukaryota; Viridiplantae; Streptophyta; Magnoliopsida; Gentianales; Rubiaceae
Product: WD repeat-containing protein RUP2
Exons: 1
Coding region: 298-1575 (425 amino acids)
Biological process (GO): response to UV-B
Molecular function (GO): protein binding
Source: RefSeq, a predicted model, not a curated record